Molecule: messenger RNA, 1638 nt
Organism: Quercus lobata
Lineage: Eukaryota; Viridiplantae; Streptophyta; Magnoliopsida; Fagales; Fagaceae
Product: F-box protein At4g00755-like
Exons: 6
Coding region: 149-1246 (365 amino acids)
Molecular function (GO): protein binding
Source: RefSeq, a predicted model, not a curated record
GGCUUCGAACAUCUCUCUCUCUCUCUCUCUCUCUCUCUCUCUAGCUCUAAAGGGAUUUUUUUUUUAAGCCUAGCUUUAGAGUUUAGAUCCGUCUCUUCUCUGCUCAAAAAGGUUUCAAUUUGUUAGGUGGGUUUCAAUAUAUUUUAAUAUGCGUAGAAUGGAUAAUAGAGGUGACUUCAUACAAAGGCUUGGGCUUGACAUUUCCAUAAACAUUCUCAACCUGCUGGAUGACCCAUCUGACCUUGUCCGCGCUUGUGCUGUUUCGCGUUCUUGGAGUCGAUUUGUGAUUGAAAACAGUCUUUGUAAGCAGCUUUGCUUGAAAUUGUUUCCUGAACUAUCUAGUGUUACACAUGUUAUUGAAGUGGAGAACUUGAUAGAACCUGUGAAAGUCAGUGCUGGUGGUUCUCCAGAGUGGGAACGCCUUAAGAGGGAUAAUAGAGUAUAUGCCUUCUUUGCCCGAGGUCUUACACCUUUGAUAAAAAAAGAUUGCAUAAUAGAGCCCAUUAGUGCAUCAAGCACUGAUAAUUAUCCUGAUGAAAGCAUACGGAAUACCUUGGAACCGGAGGAUGGAAUUGAGUUCAGAGCUUCAUACUGGUCGAGUAAAGGAAAAAGUGAUCCCAACGUUCCUGAGAUAUUAACGUAUAAGUUGGUUGCCCAAUUGUGUGUUGUUACUGAAAUCCAAGUUCAACCAUUCCAAGCAUAUUUUCAGUAUGGCUUCCCUAUAUAUUCAUCUAAGGCAGUUCGAUUUAGACUGGGCUAUUCCAGACAUCCAUUGGAAUUGGACGAUCACAUCAGAGAGGAUAUGUUAAUUCAUCACCGAUGGAGCGACAACGAUUUUAUCUGGACGUAUACUUCACCAGAGUUUCCAGUGGCUCAGGAGAACGAAUUGCAAAAGUUCAAGUUACCAGAAGCUGUUCUUUGCAUUGGAGGGAUUUUGCAGGUCGAGCUAUUGGGUCGGGUUCAGAGACAAGAAAUGGAUGGAUUGUAUUAUAUAUGUGUCUCCCAUGUUCAAGUUGUUGGACGACCACUCUCAUCCCCAUUUGAUAUUGAUAUGCUUGAUUCCUCGGGAAAGUGCACCUUAAAAUACAACCCCAAAACACCGUGUUGCCAGUCGGUAGCACAAUUGCUGGAGGGAGAAGCAGAUACACCUUCUCGCCUGCGUACAUUCACUACAAGAUUGUUGCAGCUGCUCGGGAAUGGACCAGUUGGUAACAAUGAAUUAGACGAGGAGCCACCUGUCUUGUAGCAGCUGCUUGGGAAUGCCAUGCAUUGGAGGAGGAGCCAUCCGCCUAAUACUACAACAACCAAGCCAUGGACCCUAAAUUUUGGGGUUGGCUAUAGAUCCUUAACAAGCUAUUCACAGUUGGCCACAAUGUAUAAUAAAAACUUAUUUUUCUAUUUUCCAUUUAUUUGUAUCACUUAUGUUAAUCCAGGUGAACUGGAUCUAUCAUGGAUUCAUCGCACUGCAACAGUGUUGAUCGGUGAUAACAAUUGUGUUUAUGCAAAUUAGUGUCUUCAAAAUCAAACAAGGGAUUGGCUCAAGUAUACUGGGUGGUCUUUGACCCGUUUGAUCAUGGUUGAAUGUGCCCCAAUUCGUAAACAGGAUCUUGAGAAAUUGUUUGCCUCAGGCAUUUUUAA